CUUUUCUUGAACUUGUAUCUACAUGUAUGGGUGCCCAUCUUUACGUUGCACUUCUUUUUUUUUUUCUGAUUUUGGUGUUCGGUUAAUUUGCUUCUCGGUUUGAGCGUUCUAACCACAAACAGGUUCAGAAGAUGGAGGAAGGGGGAGAGGACGACAACGGCAACAACGACGACGACGACGACGAGGAGGAGGAAGCAGAGGAGGAAGGAAGGACAACGUUUGCAUUUUUGGGGGUUGUUUUUAAGCGUUUCACACUGUCUUGUAUGGAUACCCCGUCAGUCGAGCUACAGCUCCUGACAUGUAUGUUUUCGGAUUUGUUUUUGGACUUGUUUUGGGAUUUGUCUUGGGGAUUGGACACUCGGCAUUAGCAUUGGGCAUCAAGCACGGCGCAUGAGAUUUGAAAGACUUC
Aspergillus vadensis CBS 113365 is the source of this 409-nucleotide messenger RNA. RefSeq lists its product as uncharacterized. The record is from RefSeq and is a predicted model, not a curated record. Lineage: Eukaryota; Fungi; Ascomycota; Eurotiomycetes; Eurotiales; Aspergillaceae. The transcript has a single exon. Bases 132 to 368 code for a protein of 78 amino acids.